CUCUUCCAGCACCACUGAUCCAAAAUUUGAAUCCAAGUCAUUCAAGGAAAAUGAAACACCAAAAGUAGCGAAUCCGAGGGUGCGGGGAUUGGCUGUUUGUAGCCACGUGUGCGGAAGCUGCGUGUGCCGAUGGCUGCGGAGAGGGAGCGGGGAGGUGCGGGAGCUUGUUCCCCUCAGUCUGGGCUCCCAACACCGGGGCAGCCCCUCUGUACCCGGACCCCUAGUAGCAGAGAAGGCGGAGGGACGUCGGGUCGCUCCUUCAGGAGGACCCCACUUGGACCAUCCAGAAAAUUAAACGCAAGCUUUAAAUCACCGCUAAAGACCUCCCUGGACCCUGAGCUUGACUCUGCUGGUCUUCAACUUCAAGUGGAAAAUCUGAGGAAGAAAUGUGAUGAUCUUGAUCAUCAGAUUGCAGAACUACUCUCAGAAGGGUACACUCUGAAAGAGCUGGACCAGCACAUUGAUCAGCUCCAUGAGUACAAUGACAUCAAGGACGUGGGCCAGUUACUGUUGGGAAAACUGGUCAUCAGAGGGGUGACCACCAGAGAGCUGUACAGUGAGUUUGGACUGGAUUUGGAAGACUAGACUACAAGAAGAGGAGGAUGUGGAUUGUUAUCUGUCAUAAUUUGGGUCUUCACAUUGAUUUCACCAACAAAGAAGACAGAGAGGAUUAUGAUCCAUGAGCAAAAGCCACUGGAAUACUUGGUGUUGAAGUCAGGUGCAGUGUCAGAUGGUGCAACCCAGUUUAAAAACCCAGUAGAUUUCAAGUAGCAUUGCUGAUGGAUGUUCUGGUAGUUGAGUUUAUGGACUUGUUACAAUGGCACCUCCAGUGUUUAUCUUCACUGUUCAGCUCUGAUAUCCCAAGCCUCUUUAUUUGUGUUUUGUUGUACAAGGUAUUCCUUGUUGAGUAAUUAGGGAAAUCCCCUCUCUGUUCAAUGCUUUCCACUGAGUCCCAGCUGUUCUGAGUGGGAAGGAUUGGCAUUAGAUUUCAGCCAGUUUACUGAGAAAUUACCUCCAGUUUGACCACCUGCAGAUUCUCCAGUGAAUCCUCAGCCCAAUGUUUGAGAAACAGGUGAAAAGUGAAAAAUGUGAUUCAUACUUAAAGGUUUGCAUAUCUACCUCCUGCCAACAGAGGUGAUGGUUUCUGUUUUCCUGGUGUGUGGACAGUGAAUGUCAGAAGGUUGUUCUAUUAUUCGGGCAUCUCAGUUGAGUCCAGUUUUGACCAGACUCUGAACAGGUCACUCCUGCAGCAGGAGGACUGUGAUCAGGAGCAGUCACCCUGCUCAAUUACCUUUGCCACACACAGGCUGGAGACUGACUGACUGAUUUCCCCAACAACCAUCACUUGUCCUCUGUGUGGGAGUUACUGAUUCAUUAUUGUUAAAGAAAUCUUAAUUAGAGGUUUAAUCCUUAAGAGGUCAUCAGGACUACAUUGUGCCAAUCUCUGGGACUUUAUUUUGUAAUUGUUGUUUGUUGGUCAGUUUUGAUCCUCUACAUUUAAUAAAAAGAAUUUGUUCAGUG
Chiloscyllium plagiosum (whitespotted bambooshark) is the source of this 1521-nucleotide messenger RNA. It is a transcript of the gene swi5, whose product is annotated as SWI5 homologous recombination repair protein. Gene Ontology annotation, cellular component: Swi5-Sfr1 complex; Swi5-Swi2 complex. Gene Ontology annotation, biological process: double-strand break repair via homologous recombination. The record is from RefSeq and is a predicted model, not a curated record. Lineage: Eukaryota; Metazoa; Chordata; Chondrichthyes; Orectolobiformes; Hemiscylliidae.